AUGGCUGAACCGGAAAUGCAACAUGCUCACCGAUUGUCGGCUGACAACCAAAUCGUCUCGAAGGCUGAGAUUCCUUUGAAAGAACGUUUCUUCCGUUACUUUCAACGUGAAAUCACUGCUUUGCAGGAGAAGAUCGAUGGUGUCGCUGAUACAACGCUAGUCGGUGGUGAGCGCGCUGAUGUCACAGAUCAAUGUCGAGCCGGAAUCGUGCGGCUGUCCAAUGAAGUCAGUGAUGCAGCGAGCUACAUUCCUACAUAUGACCAGAGAGUCUAUGCAGAGGCAAUCAAAGCCCUGAAGAACAAACUGAAUGAGACAUGUGCCGUAUCCGAACCUCGGUCGCAGUUCAGCUUCAAGACCAAGCAGAAUGACUCCUCCAUCUCUCUCUCUGACGCCGCUGCUUUGGCCACUGAAGGUCGUCGCAGUACCCCGGGCUACCGCUUCCCAGGUACAUCGUCCAUCGGGUCUUCUGGCAACCAAACUCCGAGUGACCCAUCUACCCCCUUCAAUGAACCAGACAAACAGCGGCAGGAGUGGCCAGAAGUUGAGCCAACUUCAUUCCCGGUAAUCUCGCCCACGGAGGUGCUGGCUAAAUCUCAACUAGAGACGGAGCCUGUCCCGGCAUUCGCAGCUAGUGGAGUAUCCUCUGUGUCUGUUGACAAUCAUCACAACCUCCACAUCAUGCUCCCGGCUUCGGGUUCAACGUCUACAGUUCCUGUAUCCAUUACCUCUCUACGGCAUUGUAUCAUUGACAUGACGAUUCCCACCGCAGACGGGAAGCCUUAUGCUAGUCUGACCGUCAAGGGCGUCCGAGAAAGCUUGCUGAUUUGCGGCCAAGUUGGACCAGCGUAUAUGACCGGGGUAGAACACAGUAUAAUUGUGGUUUCAUGCCGCCAGUUCCACAUGCACCACUGUACCGACGUCGACGUCUACAUCAGCUGCUCGAGCAAUCCCAUCAUCGAAGACUGCUCGAAUGUCAGAUUUGGCCGAAUACCAAAGGCAUACGCCCUGAACCAUGACCACCUUGAUCAUCAAGACCACUGGAAUGAGAUCGAGGAUUUCAAGUGGGCUAAGCCUGAGCCCAGCCGGAACUGGAGCCUUCUGGGCCCUGGCGACGUGGUUCCGGAGGAAGUCUGGGCCGAGAUCGUUCCAGGUGGGCCGGGAUGGUCCCUGGAAGAUAUCCUUCAUGCCAUCAGAUUGGUGAAGACAUGA
Penicillium cosmopolitanum is the source of this 1209-nucleotide messenger RNA. RefSeq names its product TBCC domain-containing protein. The record is from RefSeq and is a predicted model, not a curated record. NCBI's taxonomy places the organism in Eukaryota, Fungi, Ascomycota, Eurotiomycetes, Eurotiales, Aspergillaceae. The transcript is spliced from 4 exons. Gene Ontology annotation, biological process: post-chaperonin tubulin folding pathway; tubulin complex assembly. Gene Ontology annotation, cellular component: cytoplasm. Bases 1 to 1209 code for a protein of 402 amino acids.